AUGGCUCACAUUGGUGAAAGAGGAGGCCGCUCCAGAUCCAGCAGAGCCGCUUCCACUCAGACGGCUGGUCAGGAGAGACUCGGUUCUGAUGAUGGCGAUCAGGAUCCGCUGCCAGACCCGACGCAGACACUGAGCCAGGAGCUUCCUGGAUAUUUAGCACCUCUGUCUUCUGUGUUUUCUGUUUCUGUUUCCACAGGUAAGGCUGACAGGAAGAGGAAGAGGCAAAGCGGCAGCCAGAGGAGCCAAGAUGAUGGACGUCCGUCCACUUCAUUUAAAAGACCUGCUAAACGCUCUCGCAGAGAAGCAUAUGCGAAGGGCCCAUUGCUGGGACGAGGCGGAUUCGGCUCUGUGUAUGCUGGGAUCCGCAGGUCUGACAGACUGCCAGUUGCCAUCAAGUACGUCUCUAAAGACAGGACCCAAGAGAGGCUGAAAGUUGAAGGUCAGGGUCUGCUGCCGCUGGAGGUGGCAUUGAUGACCCGGGUCAAUUCAGCUCCUGCCUGCCCCAACGUCCUGCAGCUUGUGGAGUGGUUUGACCGUCGCAGUCGCUACAGCAUGAUCCUGGAACGGCCAGUUCCCUGCCAAGAUCUGCAGAGUUUCUGCGAGGAGAACGGCUGUGUGGAUGAGAGCUUGGCCAAGAAAGUGCUGGUUCAGCUGAUCACCGCUCUGAAACACUGCGAGAGCCGCGGAGUCCUGCACCGGGACGUCAAGCCAGAGAACCUGCUGAUUGCCACAGCGUCCCAUGACAUCAAGCUGCUGGACUUUGGUUGUGGAGACCUGCUAAAGGACUCGGCCUACACAUACUAUGCAGGUAGUCGUGAAUACGCUCCUCCUGAGUGGUUUGAUCAGCACUCCUAUCAUGCAGGACCGGCUACUGUUUGGUCAGUGGGGGUGACGCUCUACAACAUCCUGUGCUUUCCCUUCAGAGCCGCACGGAGGGUCUCCUUCAAAAGCCGACUGCUCUUCCCUAGAGAACUGUCUAUAGAGUGCCGUCAGUUGAUUAGCUGGUGUCUCAGUGACGCGGCAGGAGAUCGUCCCAGUUUAGACGACAUUGAGCGCCAUCCUUGGUUGCACUGAACAGGGUGAGCUGGAGAGACACAGG
Rhinichthys klamathensis goyatoka is the source of this 1099-nucleotide messenger RNA. RefSeq names its product serine/threonine-protein kinase pim-3-like. Gene Ontology annotation, cellular component: cytoplasm. The transcript has 8 exons. NCBI's taxonomy places the organism in Eukaryota, Metazoa, Chordata, Actinopteri, Cypriniformes, Leuciscidae. Bases 1 to 1074 code for a protein of 357 amino acids. The record is from RefSeq and is a predicted model, not a curated record. Gene Ontology annotation, biological process: negative regulation of apoptotic process; regulation of mitotic cell cycle; protein autophosphorylation. Gene Ontology annotation, molecular function: ATP binding; protein serine/threonine kinase activity.